GUCUUUCCUGUUAUCCAGCGCAUUUUCCCUGUUUCUUAUCAGACCACACCUUCGUCCUCCAGGAAGUGACGUCGUUUUGGAGGGGACUCAACAGCACAAACAUGUAUCAUUUGAUCUGAUGCAUUCUGCUGUGUUCUGUGGUGUUCAUCAGUUUAAUAAUAUCAAUGUUUCAAAAGAGGGUUAAAAAUAUGAAAAUGAUCUGGUUGAUGUAGUGUCAGUGACUAAAUUCAGCUCUUUAUUCUGUGUCGCUGUGUGAAUAAUCAAGUUAUAAUGAAUGAAUUUUAGUUUCUGAGCUCAUUCAGAGCCGAUUAAUGAAAGGCUAAAAAUGCACUUCUGCAGAAAACAAAAUUUCGAAAGGUGCCGCAUAACCUAUGAUCGUCGUCAGGAUCCAGUUGAUCGGAGAGUUGGAAAACCCUUGUUUGCUGUCCAGGAUCAGGUCAUCUCGUCAGUGAGAUCUUCAGGCUGUUCUUCAGCUGAUGUGCAGCUCAUCUGCGUCCAGCUGGUGGCGCUGUAAACACUGAGGUUCAUGCAGGUGAGGUGCGGCUCCGCCCCCUCUGCGAGUUGACCAAUGAGCCCGCGGCAGGGGGGCGCCCACGGGCACGUGAACGCGCACAGCUGAUUGUCUCCGGAGGAAUGGAGAUGAAGCGCGUGAAUUCGGCGCGACGAGGAAAGUUUCUUCAGGAUCAGAUGAUGACGGUCACGGUCAUUUCCCGUGAAGUCGUUAAAGAUCUCGUGGUGGAAACAGAAUCUCAGAGCCGACGCUAAGUUUCUGUUUCUGUCAUGAUCAGUCGAUUUGUGUCCAGCGCCGGCCACCUGAAGGUGGACGGCGGCCGCCGGAGUCUGUUUGGCGCGUCGAAGGUGAUUCACGUCACACGGUGCAGAUCUUCAUCGUGUGUCCAGUGCUCUAAAGUCUGCGGUUUCAUCCUCCUCCUCGUCCUCAUCACGGUGUCUUACGUGCUGUCCAGCGAGAGGAAGACUCUGCUUUUCGCUCCGUAUCUGCUGGAGGAGGACCUGAGUGAAGACGCCCUCAGAGACGUGGUGCGCAGCAUCGCAACUAAAGUGAAGUUUAGAGCCAGACGGAUUCCUGACGUCAGCGAGCUGAUCGGCCUCGAGGAACACAUGUUCUCUGUGAUUCCGCAGCACUUUCUGCCGGAGGUUAAAAACCCCUGCUGGUUCGAGGAGCUGCGUGGAAAUGUGAGCGAGGAUCCGUACGGAUCAAACCUGUUCGGCCGCUCCUUCAGACAGAAACAGCAGAUCUUCGAGCAGCUGAGCGGCUCGUUCAGACAGCGAUUAACGUGGCACGAUGGGAAACUCCAGCGGCUGCGCUGUCUGCCCUACUUCUACAUCAUCGGUCAGCCCAAGUGUGGCACGACGGACCUGUACGAGCGCCUGAGGCUUCACCCGGACGUCCGGCUCACGCCGCCCAAAGAGCCGCACUGGUGGACCAGAAAGAGGCUCGGAAUCAUCCGUUCUGGUGAACGUCCACACGCGCGUUUCCCUCUGGAUCAUUACUUGGAUCUGUUUGAUCCGGUGGCCCAUCAGAUACAGCAAAGCCUUCUGGGAAACGGCAGCAGCAGCAUCAUCACCGGUGAGGCCAGCGCUUCCACCAUGUGGGACAACAACGGCUGGAUGUUUUUCCAUGACAACAGCACAUGGGCGGAGCCUCCGUCACUCGUCCAGGACUUCAUUCACGCGCUGCAGCCGGACGCACGAUUCAUCGCCAUCCUCAGAGACCCUGUGGAGAGGCUGUAUUCAGAUUAUUUGUACUUCGGCACGUCUAAUAAAUCAGCGCUGGAUUUCCAUCAGAAGGUCUGCGAGUCUCUGCGGCUGUUCGACGGCUGUCUGCGGGACGCCGGGCUGAGAGCGUGUGUGUACAACGGCACGCUCAACAACAUCAUGAGUGUGCGUCUGCAGGUGGGCCUGUAUGUGGUGUUUCUUCUGGACUGGCUGUCGGUGUUCGGCCGUGAUCAGCUCUUAGUUUUGCGUUUGGAGGAUCACGCAUCAAACCCGACGCUCAGCAUGAGCAGGAUCUUCCGCUUCCUGCGCUUAGGACCGCUGUCCGAUCAGAGACAGAGACAGAUCAGCAAACGUCCCGCGUCAAACACCCGGCGUGCGGCCGACAGGGAUCUGGGGCCGAUGCGGGCGAUCACACGAGAGCUGCUCACGCUGUUUUACGCCCCGUUCAAUCGGAAACUGGCAGAGGUUCUGCAGGACGAGUCGUUCACGUGGGACAGACUCCGAACACGCCUGACGGACUCGUCUGAUCACACACGCCGUGUCAGAUGAGUUUGACCUGUGAGAGCUUGUGUACGACUGACAAUUCACUGGAUCAUGAAGGUUGCUGGAAGUAUUUUUGUAAAUAAUGAAGUAUUUUUAGACCACACAGAGUAAAACAGCCUGUGUUUUGUGUUUGAAUCACUGACACCUGCCGGUCAGACCCGUCCAGUGCUGUUUGCAGAUUGAACUUCUGUCAUCAGAAUUAUGUGAUGGUAUCGUUCGAUUGCUGAGAACGACUUCAGAUCAUAAAACUGGAUUUAAUACAGUUAGAUUAGAUGCAGUUAGUCUGUCGCCCCUGUUUUUGCGAUGUUUCUGGAUCACACAGACAACGUAGAAUCUGUGCAGCAACAAAAAGGGAAAGAUCACCCUAAAAUAAUUUAUAAAAAGCACAAAUUGUGGAUAAAUUGGGACUCAAACAACUUGGGACCCCAUUGACUUUUACUGUAUGGAUCACUGAGGCGUUUCUCAGAACAUCUCAUUUUGUGCUCCAUAGAAUAAUGUCACGCAGGUGUGAAUAGUGUUAUACUCGAGGCCAGCUAAACCAAAACCAAGACCAAAGCAGCACUCCCACAAAUUCAUCUGAAAGAUCCCAUUUACAGGCUGAGAAAUGUAUUUUAUAUUUAAGCAAUAAAUACAAGUAAAAUAAUAAGACGCUGUGUAUAGAGCUUUUACCAGUCCAAUGAAAUCACUACAAACAAAUUUCAUCUUUGCACUGAAAAAUCUGAAUUAGUACAAUUACAACUGCAUAAAUAUUGUUGAGAAUGGGUUUAAUAAAAUGUUGUAUAUUGAAGUAUGAUGGGGAAAUAAACCUUAUAAAUAUGAAACUAAGACCACCAGUAGUAGAUGUUGCUUAAUCAUGUAUAACACAAAAACAAGAUCUCAUGCAAGUACUUUUUUCCAUUACAUCUGGAAUUUUUUGGGCGUUCGUAUUGAUUUUUUUUUGUUUUGGUUUGUUUGUUUGUUUUUUUGACCCCAUUAAAUUCUCAUCUGGCACAACAGUAUCAGAGGAAAUUAAAUGAGAAAAUAAGUUACUGAUUGGAUUUGAAGCAGGAAGUUUUACAUCCAGACACAUUGAUUAUGUUAACAAAUAAUUCAGACAGUGCAUCGGCAAUUUAGCGAUGCAGUUGUGGUCUUAACCAGCCAUGAAAUAAAAUCCAGACCAAGACAAGACCAAGACCUUCAAAAAAUGACCUAAAGGCCAGUCUCAAGUCCUACAACACUAGGUGUGAAUGACAUGAGGGCAAGUAAAUAAUGACAGAAUGAUCAUGUUUGGGUGAACAAUCCUUUAACAGCUCAGAGACCAAA
This is a messenger RNA of Labeo rohita (rohu), 3582 nucleotides long. RefSeq names its product carbohydrate sulfotransferase 15 (gene chst15b). The record is from RefSeq and is a predicted model, not a curated record. NCBI's taxonomy places the organism in Eukaryota, Metazoa, Chordata, Actinopteri, Cypriniformes, Cyprinidae. Bases 781 to 2286 code for a protein of 501 amino acids. The transcript has 10 exons. Gene Ontology annotation, molecular function: N-acetylgalactosamine 4-sulfate 6-O-sulfotransferase activity. Gene Ontology annotation, biological process: hexose biosynthetic process.